GAGAGAACCAAGCAAAAGAAAGAAAUAAAAGAGAAAUAGAAAAGAUUAAGUAAUGGAGACAAUCAAGGUUGAAGACAUCGGUAGAGAAAUCAUAAAGCCAUCUGCCACAACUCCGAAUGAUCUUCGAACUCUCCAAUUCUCUAUUAUGGAUCACUUCAUGCCUCCUGUUUACACCGUCGCCUUUCUUUUCUACACAAAAGAUGAUUUGAUCUCCCGAGAACAAACUUCCCACAAACUCAAGACUUCUUUGUCCGAAACCUUGACAAAAUUCUACCCAUUUGCUGGCAGAAUCAACGGAGUUACCGUCGACUGUAACGACGAAGGAGCGGUCUUUGUCGACGCACAUGUUGAUAACUGUCCUCUCUCUGCCUUUCUCAGAUCUCCAGAUUCCGAGACCCUACAACAGUUGCUUCCUCUAGACGCGGAGGCCACUCCUACAUGGCCAUUGCUGCUGGUAAAGGCAACCUACUUUCAAUGCGGGGGCAUGGCCAUUGGAAUCUGCAUCUCCCAUAAGCUCGCCGAUGCAGCCUCUCUCUCGACAUUCAUUCAGGUUUGGGCUGCCACGACUCGAGGAGAGAGCGACUCUGUGGCGAGUCCUGAGUUCGCUGCGACAAAACUUUUCCCACAAGCCAACGAGGCCUUUACACUUCCGGUAGAAGAUCAAGCUGGUAAGAGAAAAAGUGUCACGAAGAGAUUUGUGUUUGUAGCUUCUAAACUCGAAGAGCUCAGGAAAAGAGCAGCUAGUGCAGAUGCCGUGCCUCAACCCACGCGGGUCCAGAGCGUGACUUCCCUUAUCUGGAGAUGCGUUGUGGCUGCAUCACCAGACACAACUCUUAAGAAAGUGCUGGCCCAACCAGCUAAUUUGCGCCCCAAGAUACCUUCUCUUUUAUCGGAAAAUCUAAUCGGUAACCUCAUGUUCUCCACCAUUACCUUGAAUGGAAAAUGUGAGGUGGAGAUUGUAGAAGUUGUUAAAGAACUACGAAAAAGAGCAGAGGAGUUAGCCCAUUUGAUCCAAGACGAAGAAGGAUCAUCGAUUACCAUUGGUUCGAAAUUGGUUGGUCAAAUGAUGAAUAACUAUUCCAAGUUAAUCUCCGAGCCUCAUGUCCCGCACUGUGUAACUAGCUGGUGCAAGCUUCCGCUUUACAAAGCUUGUUUUGGGUGGGGAUCUCCGAUUUGGGUCGCCGGAAAUGUGGCUCCGGCUUUAGACAAUGUUACAGUGUUGAUCGAUUCAAACGACGGACAAGGAAUCGAAGCAUGGGUGACAUUGUAUCAAGAAGACAUGUCAUUGUUCGAGCAGAGCACAGAACUGCUUGCCUUUGCCUCCUUAAAUCCAAGUGUCUUGAUCUAAACUUUGCAUCAUAAUGACGAAAGCUGUCAAAUUAUAA
Arabidopsis arenosa is the source of this 1385-nucleotide messenger RNA. NCBI's taxonomy places the organism in Eukaryota, Viridiplantae, Streptophyta, Magnoliopsida, Brassicales, Brassicaceae. The record is from the annotation of a GenBank genome assembly.